Scomber scombrus (Atlantic mackerel) is the source of this 3131-nucleotide messenger RNA. RefSeq names its product diacylglycerol kinase delta-like. Lineage: Eukaryota; Metazoa; Chordata; Actinopteri; Scombriformes; Scombridae. Gene Ontology annotation, molecular function: ATP-dependent diacylglycerol kinase activity. Bases 1 to 2964 code for a protein of 987 amino acids. The transcript has 25 exons. Gene Ontology annotation, biological process: intracellular signal transduction; diacylglycerol metabolic process; lipid phosphorylation. The record is from RefSeq and is a predicted model, not a curated record.
AUGGCGGAGGCAGGGGGACCGGAGUCCGCCGCGGCCCGGUGCCCGGACGAGUCGUCGGAUAGCGAGCCGGAACAGGAGCCCGGAGCCCCGCAGAAACUCAUCCGGAAAGUGUCCACGUCCGGCCAGAUCCGCAGCAAGACGGUGCUGAAAGAAGGAAACCUGAUGAAGCAAACUAACUCCUUCCAACGCUGGAAGAGACGAUACUUCAAACUGAGAGGGAGAACGCUUUACUACGCCCAAACUGCUAAGUCCAUCAUCUUUGACGAGGUCGACCUGACGGACGCCAGCGUGGCCGAGUCCAGCACCAAGAACUUCAACAACAGCUUCACAGUCAUCACUCCCUGCAGGCGUCUGAUUCUGUGUGCAGACAACAGGAAGGAGAUGGAGGAGUGGAUGGCAGCUCUGCGCAGCGUCCAGAACAGACAAAACUAUGAGUCCACCCAGUACAGCAUGGACCACUUCAGUGGGAUGCACAACUGGUACGCAUGCUCUCACGCCCGCCCGACCUACUGCAACGUCUGCAGAGAGGCGCUGUCAGGAGUGACAUCACACGGCCUGUCAUGUGAAGUGUGUAAGUUCAAAGCUCACAAACGCUGUGCAGUUCGAGCCACCAACAACUGUAAAUGGACAACGCUGGCCUCCAUCGGGAAGGACAUCAUCGAGGACGAGGACGGGGUGUCGAUGCCUCAUCAGUGGUUAGAGGGGAAUCUGCCGGUGUCGGCUAAAUGUAAUGUGUGUGAUAAGACGUGCGGCAGCGUCCUCCGCCUGCAGGACUGGAGGUGUCUGUGGUGUAAAGCCAUGGUUCACUCCGGCUGUAAGGAGCAGCUGUCCUCCAAGUGUCCGCUGGGUCAGUGUAAAGUGUCCGUCAUCCCUCCCACCGCCCUGAACAGCAUCGACUCUGACGGUUUCUGGAAGGCUUCCUGUCCCCCGUCCUGCACCAGUCCUCUGCUGGUGUUCGUCAACUCUAAAAGCGGAGACAACCAGGGCGUCAAAUUCCUGAGACGCUUCAAACAGCUGCUGAACCCGGCUCAGGUGUUUGACCUGAUGAAUGGAGGACCACACCUGGGUCUCAGAUUGUUCCAGAAGUUUGAUACGUUCAGGAUCCUCGUUUGUGGAGGAGACGGCAGCGUCGGCUGGGUCCUGUCUGAGAUUGACGCUCUUACACUGCACAAACAGUGUCAGCUAGGAGUUCUUCCUCUGGGGACCGGGAAUGAUCUGGCUCGGGUUCUGGGUUGGGGUUCAGCCUGCGAUGACGACACCCAGCUGCCUCAGAUCCUGGAGAAACUGGAGAGAGCCAGCACUAAGAUGUUAGACAGGUGGAGCAUCAUGGUCUAUGAGACCAAGUUUCCACGGCAACACUCUGCCUCCACCGUCACCGAGGACUGCAGCGACGACUCUGAGGUUCAGCAGAUUCUCACCUAUGAGGACUCUGUAGCUGCUCACCUGUCCAAGAUCCUGACCUCAGACCAGCACUCCGUGGUCAUCUCCUCCGCCAAGGUCCUGUGUGAGACGGUGAAGGAUUUCGUGGCUCGUGUCGGGAAGGCGUACGAGAAGAACACGGAGAGUUCAGAGGAGUCGGAGGCGAUGGCCAAGAAGUGCGGUGUCCUGAAGGAGAAACUCGACUCUCUGCUCAAAACUCUUAACGAGGAGUCUCAGGCCUCCACCGUGCUCCCCCCGGCUCCUCCCCCCACCAUCGCCGAGGAGCAGGAGGAGGGCGAGGUUGUCGUCCUGCCUCCUCCUAUUCAUCACCCACCUCCCAGCUGCUCCCCGCGGACCAACACCUCCUCCUCAUCCUCUUCGUCCGCCCCCAUCUUCAAACCUCGGGAGCAGCUGAUGCUGAGAGCCAACAGCCUGAAGAAAGCCAUCCGACAGAUCAUCGAGCACACGGAAAAAGCUGUGGACGAACAGAACGCUCAGACCACACAGCAGCAGGUCUUCUCUCUGGGCCAGUCGGAGGAGGAGGAGGGUCUGGUGGAGGAGGAAGAGGAGGAAGAGGUGGAGGAGGAUAAGGUGUCGCUGCAGUCGUCCUACAGCGCCAAACACCGCAACACACGCAGAGUCAGUAAGACGCCCUGUGAGAAGCUGAUCAGUAAAGGCAGUCUGUCACUUGGCAGCUCUGCAUCACUUCCUGUCCAGACAGGAAGUAGGGAGAACAUGCCGAUGCUCAACACAAAGAUCCUUUAUCCUGGUCUCAGAGGUAUCUCAGGCUCUCUGUCCAGCAGCUCAGUGAUCAGUCGUCUGUUGGUGAACGCCGACCCCUUCAGCUGCGACCCCGACAACAUGGAUUGCUACACAGAGAAGUGUGUGAUGAACAACUACUUCGGGAUCGGACUGGACGCUAAAAUCUCUCUGGACUUCAACAACAAGAGAGACGAGCAUCCAGAGAAGUGCAGGAGUCGGACUCAGAACAGGAUGUGGUACGGAGUCCUGGGAACCAAAGAGCUGCUGCACAGAACCUACAAGAACCUGGAGCAGCGGGUUCUGCUGGAGUGUGACGGGCGGCCCAUCCCCCUCCCCAGCCUGCAGGGGAUCGCUGUGUUAAACAUCCCGAGCUACGCAGGAGGAACAAACUUCUGGGGAGGAACCAAAGAGGACGACACCUUCACUGCUCCGUCCUUUGAUGAUAAGAUCCUGGAGGUGGUGGCGGUGUUCGGCAGCAUGCAGAUGGCCGUGUCCCGAGUCAUCAACCUGCAGCACCACCGCAUAGCACAGUGUCGGACGGUGAAGAUCACCAUCCUGGGGGACGAGGGAGUCCCGGUGCAGGUGGACGGCGAGGCCUGGAUCCAGCCUCCAGGUUACAUCAAGAUCAUCCACAAGAACCGGACCCAGACUCUGACCAGGGACCGGGCGUUUGAGAGCACCCUGAAGUCCUGGGAGGACAAACAGAAGUGUGAGUUCCCCCGGACGCCCCCCCCCUCAGCCCCCUCAGCCCCCCCUCUCCUCCCAGCCAGAGAUCCUCUCUGAGGAAGAGGCGUCGCUCGUCAGAGAGUUCGGUCAGGCAGCAGGAGCUCUGAUACACAGUAUCCGUGAGGUGGCUCAGUCUCAUCACAGUAUGGAGCAGGAACUCGCUCACGCUGUCAACGCCAGCUCUAAGGCCAUGGACGUCGUCUACGCCAACUCCAACAGCUCCG